CAUGACAUGUCUAUAGAGAACUUUUCAUUGGCUGGAUCAUAAGCACUCUCUGUUUUUAUUUUUGUAUUUUAUGGCAUAACCACUUCAAGAAAUUAGAAAGGAAAAAAAUGAAUUUUCAAACAGAAACUGGUUACAAUUACAGCAACAAGUACAGCUCAUCAUCCGAUUGGAGGAGUCCCGCAUGGAGGAUACUUAGUCACCUCCUCUGCUGCAGCUACUUUGGGCGUCACAAGAACGCCAACAGAGUUUACGACACUGAUCUGAUCUUCUUUUGGAGCCUGGAGAGCCACACACCUGUGGACCUUUCCUCUUUUGUUGGGCGUUUCCUGUUUGAUCAGUCGACAGGAAACCGCCAUCACAUCCAGGCUGGACCCAUUAUCACUCUGUUGGCGCGCGCCCUCGUGCCUACCAUCGUCAUCCCAGACCUUCUCCCAGAGGAGUCUAGUGUACGGCCUAUCACUUCUGAGUCUCUCAUCCACAUGGGAUUCAGAAAGAGGCCACGCGACACUAGAUACGAGCCAGAUCAGGGCACGGGCACGGGCAGUCCUUCAUACAUGCCGGCGAGCAUGCCCGCCGAUGGAGCCUCUUCCUCUGCUGUUCCACGUCCAUUGCCUACCACAUUUGAGGAGCUGACCACUGCUUUUGGUGAUCUCCGGACAUCGAUCGAUUCACGCUUCCAGCUUUAUGAGCAACGGUGGAACGCCUUUGAGCAACGUCAGGAGGCUUGGUGGAAGGAAAGCCAGGAUCAUCAGCAUCGCAUUGAGACUAGCCUUGCAGAGCAGGGUACGCAAAUUGCUCAUAUCUUGGACUACGUGGAGGCACAGCAAGGAGUCCCUAGCACCACUCGCCAGAGAGGGCGCGGUCGCGGGCAAGGAGGAGGACGUGGGCAAUGAGCUAUUCCCCUGCACUAAUAUGUUUCUUGUGUUUUGUUUGUUUGAUUCAAGAAUGGUUGAAACUUCAGUUUGUUUUGAACACACCUUUGGUAAACUAUUUUUAUUACUUUUAUUUACAUCAUCAUAUUGUUUAUCUUUAAGUGUGAGGACAACUUAGUAUUUGCAUGCAAGUUCUUCCACCAUAACUCUAAUUUCUGAUCACUUUAAAACCCGCGAGGGCGCGGUUACGUUUAAGUGUGAGGAGGGGAGAGUUAUGGUUGAAUCACUUUUUAGAAAUAUAAUUUAUCUUUAUAUUUGUAGGAAAAUUAUAUAGACAGUCAUCAAUUUUAGUUUUCUAAGAAAAAUUCUUUUACCCU
Cuscuta campestris is the source of this 1249-nucleotide messenger RNA. The record is from the annotation of a GenBank genome assembly. NCBI's taxonomy places the organism in Eukaryota, Viridiplantae, Streptophyta, Magnoliopsida, Solanales, Convolvulaceae.